Ostreobium quekettii is the source of this 1218-nucleotide messenger RNA. The record is from the annotation of a GenBank genome assembly. NCBI's taxonomy places the organism in Eukaryota, Viridiplantae, Chlorophyta, Ulvophyceae, Bryopsidales, Ostreobiaceae.
AUGGAGUUGUGCCAUCAAGAGAUGGCAAUUGAGCAGGUGCACUGUGAUGGGCCAGACUGGGGCAUGCUGGCCUUUGAGGUGUUGGACGUCGUGAAGAAGGUUCUGGAGCGAAAUGGCAGCCGCAGCUGGCCGGUUAUGAAGGCCGCCCGGCUUGUCAAUCGGCACUGGAGUCGCUGGGCGACCGAAUCGGUGACGACUAUCCGACCAACAGGAUCACCACCAGGUUUACAGACACUGUCCAAGUUUAAGAGAGUGUCAGAAGUAAAUUUCAAGAGGUGCUUCCUGUUUGUGGACGACCAACUCCAUGCCUUUGCUGGCCUGAAGCUCCUGAGGCACGUCAUCUUGGAGGGCAGAAACGUCACAGACAGGGGUUUGCGGUGGCUGAGUUCGUUGGGUGCUCUCACAGCUCUCAGCCUUAGCAGGUGCAAGCUCAUCACUGAUGUAGGCCUGGACCACGUGGGCAAGCUCACGGAUCUGAAAGUUCUCGAACUGGCCCGCUGCCCCUUCGUCACCGGGGCAGGGCUCGGGCAUUUGGGACGGCUGACAAAGCUGGCAUACCUGGAUGUGGGCGUGUGCGACGGGAUUGACGACGAUGGCUUGAGGCACUUGACUUGUGUUGUGAAUGAGAAGGUGGCGACUGGGUGGGGUGGAGCUGGGAGGGGGGACUUGAUGACACUCGCGACCUUGGACUUGCCUGCAACAGGUCAUUUUGCGAAUCACUUUUUGAGCCACGUGUCGCAGCUGGCGGCGCUCGCCAGUGCGGACUUGCCAUGGUGCGAUCAGGGGGUGGCGGGUGCUCUGGGAUGCGCGGGCAAUUUUGUGGGCCUCUUGGCGUUGAAUUUAGAGAGGUGUGCUGAGAUAACGGACGCCGGCCUGGAGCAUAUUGGAAAGUUAUGGUCACUCGCGCAGUUGGAUUUGCAGGGGUGUUUGAGUAUCACGGACAGGGGGUUGUCCCAUGUGGGGAAUCUGGUGAGCCUGACGUAUUUAAAUCUUUCGGACUGUGAGCAUGUCACCAACGAGGGCUUGAGGAAUAUUGGCCCAUUGGCGAAGCUCGAGUACCUUGCUCUGUGCCGGUGCGAUAGAGUCACGGACGAGGGCUUGAGGCACCUUGAGAGGUUUGAGGCCUUGAAGUGCCUACAUGUCUUCGGGUGUCGGGGGAUUUCCAGGGAGGCAAAGGAACGAUUCGAAGUGCAAGGCACUCCUUGUUGUAAGCGGUAG